Molecule: messenger RNA, 660 nt
Organism: Saxophila tyrrhenica
Lineage: Eukaryota; Fungi; Ascomycota; Dothideomycetes; Mycosphaerellales; Extremaceae
Gene: naa20
Product: N-alpha-acetyltransferase 20
Exons: 2
Coding region: 1-660 (219 amino acids)
Biological process (GO): N-terminal peptidyl-methionine acetylation
Cellular component (GO): NatB complex
Molecular function (GO): protein-N-terminal amino-acid acetyltransferase activity
Source: RefSeq, a predicted model, not a curated record
AUGGGUGCAGAACCCACCCUCCGCCCCAUGACCCCCCUCGACCUCCUGCACUUCAACCCCUGCAACCUCGACCACCUGACCGAAACCUACGGCAUCGCCUUCUACCUCGAAUACUUCACCAAAUGGCCGCACCUCUGCAAAGUCCUCGAGUCUCCCAACGGCCAGAUUGAAGCUUACAGUAAUUCUAAUCCCCUCAUCUUCACAUUGACAUCACUAACCUUGGGAUUUCUCGGCAAUAUAGUCCUAGGCAAACUCGAAGCAUCCCCCUACCCCGCCCCCGUCUCCCCCUACGACCCCUCCCUCACAAUCUACCGCAAAAAAUGGCCCAACUACCUCCCCUGGCACGCCCACAUCACCUGUCUCACCGUCGCCCCUUCCGCGCGUCGACUGGGCCACGCCACGCGGCUGAGCGAGGCGCUGGAACGGGUGGGGGAUGAGGCGGACGCGUGGUUUGUGGAUUUGUUUGUGAGGGUGGAGAAUGAGGCUGCUAUACAGCUUUAUAGGAAGAUGGGGUAUUCGGUGUACAGACGCAUAACAGACUACUACAACGACGGCAGCGACGCCUACGACAUGCGGAAACCAUUGAAGCGGGACAAGAAGCGCAAGACUGUGCGGCCAAACGGGGAGAUGAUUAAAGUCGAUCCGAGUGAGGUGUGGUGA